UAAUCUUUAUUAAGGGGAAAUAAAUGUUUCUGGAAGCUUGUGUUACCGGCAAAAUAUACUGGACAAGCGGCAUUGUACUUGAUUCACACGCUGUGCCUGUCGUGGAUUUCUUUCUUAACUUGAGGAGAAUGCGAGUAUUAAAAAACCUUAAGAAAUUGAAUAUCUAGAUAACGAAUGAUUUAAAAACUAAAAUACAAAUGCGACUAAGGGUGGUAGAUUGUGUAACACAUAUAAUAUUUUAAGUAAAAUCACUGUUUCAUGACAAUAUUAAAUUGCUGUUACUAAGUUUAAAUGUUAAUGUUUAGCGCAUUUUGCAAAGUAAAAGUAGAACCUUGAUCCUGAAGAAUGCGCUAACUGGUUGAUGGAUGUACUUACUAUUGCUUGAAUCUAAACUUCUGCUACCUUGCUCACAGUUAUCAUUCAAUAAUAAUAAUAAUAAUAAUAAUAAUAACAACAACUAGAACACACUGUCACUUUUUCCUAAUUGCUUAAGACAAAAUCAGCAAAACCGUCGAAGCACAUUGCUUUGUCACUUGAAGUUCUGUGAUAUAUAUAUAUAUAUAUAUAUAUAUAUAUAUAUAUAUAUAUAUAUAUAUAUAUAUUGAGAUUUCUUGGUACUAUUUUCCUAUAGUUUGCUGUUACGUUUAAGAUUUGCACUACAAAGAUUCCUAUAUCUAAAAUAUACUUGAUGUAAUUUUAAUCGGUUUUUGUGUUUAUUUAUUUUUAAUAGCAGGAUACUUAUUUUGGUCAUGGUGUAAAGCACUUUAUGUCUUUGCUUUAGAUUACUUAAUCAUACUAAUUGAAAAGUACUCGGGGUGAAUAAUAUAGGUUUACAUCAACGUUUAUUAUUGUCUAGUGAAAACUUGAAUAGCUGCAGUAUGCUUGCUGUUAAAGCUAUUCGACCAGGUGGGUGCAGUCAUGCUAAACUUGAAGAAAAAGACACAGACAAGUCUGGCAACAAAAAGCAAAGUGAGUCUGCCGAGUGUCCGGAUUGUGACCGGUCCGCGCAGAAGAGAAGCGACCACAUCGUCUGCAGCGUUCACCUGGAGCUACCGCACCCGAGACGAAGGAAGCUGAUUUUGCACUUGGAUCUGAACAACACCAUCCUGGUCUCUGAUGCCGUGACUAAACAAGGAACAGUGGCGGCAUUAGAUUACUUCCUGUCCACGGCCACCUGGGGGAGAGUUAACCGCCAAGGUAGCUGGGAGUGGGUGAGCGAUGUGCCCUCCCUCCUCUCUCCAUGCCAGGGCGCUGUGACCUAUUACUCCCAGUUUGGUAGAGUCCAGGAUUUCACGGGAACAGCCGAGGGGCAACGGUUCCGCGGCGUCUUGAAGGAGCACCUGUCUCUGCUGGAAUGGAGCGGAGAGGAGGAUGAGUUGCUGGCGGUGAGGGGGGAGGAUGGGAGGCUGUAUCACUGGAUCCUGCCAGCCUUCUUCCAGCUGCUGCAGACCUUGGAGUCCCAGCACAGAGAGUUCUGUGUCCUGUUCCGCACAUUCGGCACCGACCUGUCCCGUGUGCUGGGAGCUGUACAGCGUGUGCUGAGGGAGGGGGCCCAUCCUCUCUUCACAGACCUGCAUGCACUGUCGAUGCCCUUGAACCUGACUCCAGGUCGGAUCCGCUGCAGUAAAAAGAAUGUGGUCCUGAGCCGGGGUUCCGAGCGGGUCUCAACGCGGGGGGACGAGCGCAGUUUGUACCGCUACUUCAGCGACCUCCAGGGUCUGGGUGGGUUUCAGGACCAUUUUGACUGGUGGGCUCACAAUAGCUACUCAAACUUGGGAGGAAAGCCCAUCUGGAUUGACCCCUCCGAUCUUGAAGUGCAGCACAUAUUCAUUGAUGACAACAUUCGGCUGAACGACGAGGAUACCAUCGUCAAUCCAAAGGUGUUUUUAGGUAAAGCAGGCACUGAGACCCGCACAUCCUUGACCUCUGAACUCUACGAUGUUAACUUGGUUCAGACCGAUCUUCUGAGGGCCAUUUCAGACCACAGCUACUUCAGUGAGCGCAUCCGGAUCUGUGAGGAGAACUAUGAAAAAUACAUAAAUAAAGAAGAUGGCUAGAGCCUCCGUUUAUCAUCUCAGGGAUUUUUAGUUUACAUGAUUUCAGUACUGUGUAUAAAGAUACCUAAACUAGCUGGUGUCUAUAUACAGUUUAUUGCUGCUACAAUAUGUUUUUUGUAACUUUGAAGUAUUCGGUAUUGGGUCUAUUUUAUUGCACUAAACAUCAGCAAUUCUAAAUACCUCACCCUUAAACUCUUUAUUAAACCUUUCUGGAUCUUAGUGGUCGUAGCUAACAAAAUAUUGAACUUUAAUAAAUGUUACCCAUUCCAGGUUUUACUGUGAGCUAGAUUGUCCCCAUUGUA
Molecule: messenger RNA, 2359 nt
Organism: Polyodon spathula (Mississippi paddlefish)
Lineage: Eukaryota; Metazoa; Chordata; Actinopteri; Acipenseriformes; Polyodontidae
Exons: 5
Coding region: 879-2057 (392 amino acids)
Source: RefSeq, a predicted model, not a curated record